Glycine soja is the source of this 696-nucleotide messenger RNA. Its product is annotated as agglutinin-2-like. The transcript is spliced from 3 exons. Gene Ontology annotation, molecular function: carbohydrate binding. The record is from RefSeq and is a predicted model, not a curated record. Lineage: Eukaryota; Viridiplantae; Streptophyta; Magnoliopsida; Fabales; Fabaceae. Bases 1 to 696 code for a protein of 231 amino acids.
AUGGCUAAAACACAAAAUUCAUUCCACAUUCUCAUGGUUUCCCUUUGUUUUGUGUUGCUGAUCAACAAUGUGAAGUCUGAUUCACUUUCAUUGCGCUUCCCCAAUUUCGCGCCGAGACAAAACUCCAACAUCGGUUUCCUUGGCGAUGAGCGUCCAUUAGACGGUGCAAUUCAAUUGAGAAGAAGAGACAAUAAUGUACCCAGUGUUGGUUGUGCAGUUUAUAUUCCACAAGUGCACCUUUGGGACAAAACCACAGGCAAACUCGCAAACUUAGAAACAUCAUUCUCCUUCGUCGUAGACUAUUAUUCCGCUGGUUUUGAAAUCCACGUUGAUGGCUUGUCUUUUUUCAUCAUACCUUUCGAUGCUGACCCUAGUAUCCCCAAGAAUUCAUCUGGGGGAUACCUUGGACUAUUCAGCCCCGAAACCACUUUCAACGCAUACAAAAGCCAAAUCGUGGCUACAGCUUUGGAAAUGAAUGGGAUCCCAAACCUCAUUAGGUAUUACGCUGAUGUUAAAGAAUUGAGUGUUGUUGUAGGCUAUUUUAAUACUCAACCUGCCACUAUUGUUCGCGUCUUACAAUCCAUUGAUUUGCGGGCUGUUCUUCCGGAAUCGGUUAGAAUUGGUUUCUCUGGUGCCACUGGUGAUAAGGUUGAAACACAUGACAUUCUUUCUUGGUCUUUCAAUUCACGCAUCUAG